GAGCUAAUGAAGCUAACUGCUGUUUGUUUCUGAGUGGCUCUCGAUUUGUAUCCGGCUGUUAAACUCUGUCUGCUCCUCUUCCUCCUUCUUGCUGCUUUAUGUCGAAGAGAAGAAGAAGAAGAAGAUGAAAUUCUCCAUGUGAAGUUUCUUACCUGUCUGUCUGUUCGGAGCUGUUAGCCGCUGCUAGCCGCAGCUCCUUGAUCACACGCUUCCGGUAACGGUCACCUGCAGAAACACACCGGGACUCACCGAGCUCACACCGGCCGACAGACCGACCCCUGCCCGUCUCCAGGACACCGACCCGCGCCGCCUGCCUCUCUGCCGCUCACCAAACCCGAUCAAUCGAUACCGGGAUCGAUCGCCACCGAUGUCCGCCGCGGUGGAUCAGAACCGGCGCGUGGCCUGCGGCGGGAUCAGAGGCACCGGAUCAGCGAGUGAUGACAUCAGCGUGUGAAAGUCCCGAUCCUCCGCGCGUGAGCUGAUCGAUCAUUUACCAGGUGUUCCAGAGCUCCCAGUCCUGUCCAGGAUGCUCCCGGCCUCGAUCCAGAUCACAGGGGAGCUGCUGUCGGCGGCCGAGGUUCAGGACAUCUGUGAGAGUCUGAAGGAGGACAGUGUCCGCCUGCUGUCAGUACGCGGCUGUCAGCUCUCCGACCGUGACUUCGGACGCGUCUGCCGCAGCGUGGCAGAGUCGCGCUCACUCGCUCAGCUCAACCUCAACCUGGGCGUCGUCUCCAGCAUCAGCCGGACACGACACCUGGCCGACGCCCUGAAGACCAACCGGUCCCUGCAGACCCUGUUUCUCCAUGGCAGCCCGCUAUUAGAUGCCGGCCUGGUGACAUUGAACUCCGCCCUGUCAACCCACCCAGCGCUGGUCUGCCUGGAUCUUGGAGACUGCAUGCUGGGAGACGAGGCGCUGGGUCUGAUCUGUGGGAUGCUGCCACCCGAUGGAGCAAAGUCAGGUCUGAGGGAGCUCACUCUGAGCGCUAACCCGGCAAUCAGCUCCAAAGGCUGGGCCCGACUGGCCAUCGCUGUGGCUCACAGCUCCCAGCUCCGAGUGCUCAACCUGGACUACAACCCGCUGGGUGAUCGAAUCGCAGGGAUGCUGGCAGUCGCCGUGGCGUCCAGCAGAACCCUGGAGGUGCUGGACCUGGAAGGAACCGGACUGACCAACCAAUCAGCACAGGUGUUCUUGGACAUGGUGGAGAACUACCCGACCAGUUUGCGGGUUCUGGUCCUGGCAGAGAACGACAUCAGUCCAGAGUUGCAGCAGCAGAUCUGUGACCUGCUGUCGGAAGGAGAGGACGACGAAGACAGAGAGGCCCCGCAACUCCAACCAGGCCCCGCCCCUAGCAGCGCCCUUCUGCCAAUCAGAGACAAGUACCAGCCCCCCACCUGGCUCCCCCACAGCAACUCCGGCCCCCAGAUGGUCUUGCUGACAUCAGGUCUAGGUGAGAGCCUAUUGGCUGAGACUGAGAUGUGACCCCUCCCACAAACACACCCACUUCCUGUUAAACUAUCUUCACUUUAUUCUUUUCGUUUGUUUGGUUUGAAUGUUCCUGGUUUCUUUCUCUGCACUGCACUUCUCUGGGUUGUCAGAUCACCUGAUAGCUAGCAGCCAAUCACAUGCUCUGCAUGGUUAGGACCUGUUCGUAUAGGCGGGUGAGUGGCGGCACAAAUCUUUACACACCAAGUGACUUUUCGACAGGUGUUUGUCCAGCAGGUGUACAGUGUGUUUCUGAUGAAUGUACGUUCUGCUCAGUCGGUUUGUUCUGCUGUU
This is a messenger RNA of Chelmon rostratus (copperband butterflyfish), 1777 nucleotides long. RefSeq names its product leucine rich repeat containing 73 (gene lrrc73). The record is from RefSeq and is a predicted model, not a curated record. NCBI's taxonomy places the organism in Eukaryota, Metazoa, Chordata, Actinopteri, Chaetodontiformes, Chaetodontidae. Bases 527 to 1480 code for a protein of 317 amino acids. The transcript has 8 exons. Gene Ontology annotation, molecular function: protein binding.